Messenger RNA from Periophthalmus magnuspinnatus, 3541 nucleotides. RefSeq names its product KN motif and ankyrin repeat domains 3 (gene kank3). Gene Ontology annotation, molecular function: protein binding. Gene Ontology annotation, biological process: negative regulation of actin filament polymerization. NCBI's taxonomy places the organism in Eukaryota, Metazoa, Chordata, Actinopteri, Gobiiformes, Gobiidae. The record is from RefSeq and is a predicted model, not a curated record. Bases 209 to 3058 code for a protein of 949 amino acids. The transcript is spliced from 14 exons. Gene Ontology annotation, cellular component: cytoplasm; cytoskeleton.
UCCCUCUCUUCUCCACCUUUUUUCCUCUCAGUCCCAAACUUCUGCCGCGCCUCGGACCGGGUCAUGUCCAGAGGAGAGCGAGUGGACGCGGAGACACGAGGGCAGUGAGGUACAUGGAGGAAGGAAUCAGGCCUGAAACAGCUGCAGGAACAUCUCACCGCACGACACGAACAGGUGAUUCUCUGAGCUGUGACUGUGAAGCGUAAAAAUGACCCAGUCGGUGCAAGUCAACCCCAAACUGCCAGACCUGGGCUCGGCGUUCCACUUCCCCGCUCAGGACGAGCCGGACCAGGCCUCGUACUCGGUCCAGACGCCCUACGGCUUCCAACUGGACCUGGACUUCCUGAAGUACGUGGAGGAGAUCGAGAGCGGGCACGGCGCGCGGCGGGCUCCGCCGGGGGGCGGCAGACGCUCGGGGCGAGGGCUCAGACUGUCCCAGAGGAGCCCGGGGGUGGGGGGCAGGAGCAGCGGCUGGACGUCCACGGAGUCCCUCACGUCUCCGAGCAGCGAGGACGGACGAGUGCCGCCGCCUCCGCCGCCCAGAAACAGGCUCGGCUCCGCCCCCUCCGAGCACCUGUCGCUGUCGCCUGUCGGCCUCAUCGCGGCUCCGCCCCUCUCCGCCGGCGCCAAGGUCCCUCCCCCGCCCCCCCAGAGGAACCCUCGGGUGGAGCGCACCCUCCUGGAGACCAGCCUGCGACUGCAACAAGAGCAGAGCCACCAGAACGGAGCCGCUCCCAAGCCCGUGCAGCCUGCCCCGCUUCAGCCCCACUCUGCCCCCCCACUGUCCCACUCUGCCCCCCCACUGUCCCAGUCCGUCCCGAGCAGCUGGACCAAACCCAGCCCCCAGACGUCGGGACGCAGCACCCCCGCAGGGGGCAGCAGCGCCUCCGUCCCCCCGAGCCAGCUGCAGACGGUGCGGGAGCAGAUGGCCACGGCCCUGAGGCAGCUCAAGGAGAUGGAGGAGAAGGUGAAGGGAGUCCCGGCUCUGGAGAGGGAGGUGGCCCGGCUACGCGCGGAGAAAGACAUGCUAAUGCUACAGCUACAGGAGAAGAGCGCCGCCCUGGAGGUGACCAAGCGGCAACAGCACCCGGCUCUGAGCGAGUCCUCCACCCAAACUUCAGAAGAACCUCCACGCCGCGUCCAACCACAAACGAGCGAUGAGAAGAUGACAGAGAGACGAGCGGAUAAAGACGUAGAAGCGGUGGAGACGAGGUCGUUGGGGGUCGGCGAGGAGAAGCCGAUGCAUUUGGCGGUUUUCUAUUACAGUGAAGGCGUCAGAGAUGCGGCGGUGAGCUCCGUGGUCACGGUGGACGAGAGGAGCACAGAGACAGAAGCUCGUCCGACGGUCGAGCGGGGCGUCGAGGCCACGGUGGAGACGGAGGACGCGGAGGUGUGGGUGAUGGAGGGCAUGCUCGGCGCCACCUCCGAAGCCCAGCGGGAAAUAGACACGCUACAAGACACCGUCAAGUUCCAGCAGGAGUCCAUUUUGGCUCUGGAGGAACGGUUGGGCGAAGCUGGGCGAGAGGUGGAGCGCUUUAGAGCCAAAAUGGAGGAAAGCGCGUCCAAAGUUCUGUGCGAUAAAGCCGUUUCCGCGGCGCCAGAGACUGCGAGCGUUCAGACGGAGACGAGGGCAGCGGAGGCGAAGGACGCGGAGGUGUGGUGUCGGGUGGAGGUGAGCGAUGCGAGCGUGGGAGGGCAUCUGGAUCAGAGCGAGGAGGGGACACAGACAGAGGAGGAGCAGCAGAAGAUGGCGGCGGUGGCGGCGGAGGUGGAGAUGGUGAGCACGGCGUGUCAGUGCGGGGAGGGCGGAGUCACGGAGGAGCGGGAAGCCAGAGCGGAGGAGGAGGAGGAGACCAGGGCGGAGCAGGAGGACAUGACCUCCACCCCUAAAACUGGAGGUUUACUCAAAUCCAUAAUGAAGAGGAGCGACGGGAACAGCUCGGAAACCCGCAGCACCGGGAAAAAGAGCCUGCAGUUUGUGGGAAUCCUGAACGGAGGAUACGAGUCCACGUCGAGUGAAGAAGAGGAGGAGGAGGAGGAGGAAGAGGAGGAGGAGGAUGGCAGCUCAUCCGAGGACAGCGAGGACAGCGGAGACGCGGCGGACGACGGGGAGAGCUCGGAGGACGAGGCGGCGCUGGAGGUGGAGACGUCGGAGGAGGAGCGGAACGUGAAUCUGGACGAGAGCGACACCGAAGAGGAGGAGGCGCCGAGAGCGGCCGACUACAGCGGCCCGGAGGUCAAAGAGAAGUUUGAGUUGAGCUCAAAGAUGCGUGAAGCCUGCCUCAUCCUGAAGAACCACCUGAACGACGACCACAGCGCCCCCCAGAGUAAAGACGUGCUCGCCAGCUCCCACACGGUGCAGAUGGAGUGGUUCCGAGUGUCCAGCGCAAAGACGUCCGUGCCGUCGCGAGUGUCCGAUUACCUCAUGGCCUUCUCCGAGGUGUCGGCCGCUCUGCUGGAACACGUGGUCAACAUGACGGACGGGAACGGGAACACGGCGCUGCACUACAGCGUCUCGCACUCCAACUUUGGCGUGGUCGGGCUGCUGCUGGACACUGGCCUGUGCAGUGUGGACAAACAGAACAAAGCGGGCUACACGUCCAUCAUGCUCGCCGCUCUGUCCACGGUGAAGGAGGACGACGACAUGGAGGUCGUGAAGAAGCUGUUCAGCCACGGGAACGUCAACGCCAAGGCCAGCCAGGCGGGUCAGACGGCGCUGAUGCUGGCGGUCAGUCACGGGCGUCUGGAGAUGGUCCGCUCUCUGCUGGAGUGCGGCGCCGACGUGAACAUCCAGGACGACGAAGGCUCCACGGCCCUGAUGUGCGCCAGCGAACACGGACGCACCGAGAUCGUCAAGCUGCUGCUGGACACGCCCGGCUGCGACAUCUCCCUCCUGGACCACGAUGGGAGUAAUGCCUUGUCCAUUGCACUGGAGGCCUGUCAUAACGACACUGCGGUGCUGCUUUACGCUCACAUGAACUACGCCAAGGCCCAGGCCGCCGCGGGGGCCCCUCGCAGUCCCAGCAGUCCUCAUAAGUCCUGGCCCGGUUCAGACUGACGCUCGGCUCCGCUCUGCACUGGAAUCUCACUAAAGUAAAAGUAUUUAUAGAACGCCUCAACGCGCCGUGUACUAUUAUAUUUGAGUUAUUAUUAUUUGAAUAAACUGCCGUUGUACUGGUUAUGUUCAUCUCAAGUCUCUGAUUUGUCUGUGACGGAAUCGAGACUGCGCGUCGUUGUCUUUGCACUCGUACUAAUUAUUAUCGUUCAUGAAUUUAUGUUUGAAUCAUUAUGGACCUAAAUGUGUCUGUUUAGACCCAAAUACUUUAAAAAAUGUCAAUAUUUUGUCAUAUUCUGCGGGGGAUUUGUGGAGACACGUGUUACAAAUGGGCAGUGACAUAAAAAUCCAUGUAUUUUUUCUGGUAAAUACGACUUUAAACGUGUAAACUGUGUCAUUAACGUCUGUGAACUUACGCACUAACUCUAUGCAACGUGUCCGUAUGAACCUGUGCGGUGUAUAUACGACAAUAAACUUAUUUACAUC